CUGAGAGCUCCGAGCAGAAAGGCUCUGUUGACGUUUUUGUUUUGACCGCUUUUGUGUGGAUUUUUUCGGGCGUUAUAACCGACAUCUAUCCCCCGAUUACCGACUUUAGAAGCCCGCCUUCUCGCCUCUACCGUCACGCCUCGGUGCGGGUAUCCUGCAAAGAUGAAAUGGAUGUUUAAAGAGGACCAUUCCCUUGAGCAUCGGUGUGUGGAGUCAGCCAAAAUACGCAACAAAUACCCUGACAGAGUACCGGUGAUAGUGGAGAAGGUUUCCGGCUCUCAGAUAGUGGACAUUGAUAAGAGGAAGUACCUGGUGCCGUCGGACAUCACGGUGGCUCAGUUCAUGUGGAUCAUCAGGAAACGCAUCCAGCUGCCUUCAGAGAAAGCCAUCUUCCUCUUCGUCGACAAAACCGUCCCCCAGUCCAGUCUGACGAUGGGCCAGCUGUACGACAAGGAGAAGGACGAGGACGGCUUUCUGUACGUGGCCUACAGCGGAGAAAACACCUUCGGGCGCCCGGAGGCCCGUCACCCAACGCAGCGCUAAUGCUAAUGCUAACGCUCGACAGUCACACAGUAGGGCCGACAUACACUGGUGCACUGUGCUUUCGUUCAGACAUUAGGCCUUUACAUGUGCUACACGAGUAAAGCACCGACACAUUUUGGUCGUUUCUGGUCAAAUUUUGAUACUGAAAAAAAAAAAAACCAAAACAAAACAAGAAAUUUAUGGUGAAAAAACGUCGACACAAACGAAGCUCGACUCCUUCCGGUUCGGGCCUUUCCGUGUCGAUUGCUGUUUUUAAAGGUCAGUUGUGGAGAGAAAAUAUCUUUUAACACUGCCGCAAAACAACAAAUAACAAUCAGCACACGAUUAUUCAGACUUAAACACACAAACACACACGUCGAUCGUCACAUUUUACCAUUAGAGUGCUUCUUUGUUGUCACAGAUAUGUGUAAUCAUGUGACUAGAAUCAUUAACCGCGCUACAUCGUUAAGGCUCGUUUUUAUCGUCAGUGUUUGACUGAUUAUUAUUAGCAUGUUACCGGAGAUGACGGCGGAAACUGUGAGUCCAGCUGCAGACCCUGAGCUCUCAACUAUUUGCACAUUAUACGUUGGCUUGUUAUUAGCUGUCAGCACCAUCCAGGAUCAUUAUCGAUGCCUGUUCAGAUCCCGAGCCAUCGCGUCACAAGUGGCCGAUUUGAAGCCCCGCAAGGUUGAUCCAAGCUCUGGUUCCCAAGUUUAACGUUUUGAGGGGAUGUAGGUCCCUAAAGUCUUUACUAGAGUCGACUGGAUUCAGUCCAAUAAGUCUUUCUGUGGAGAGAGAAGCCACCAAACGCUGUCUCUUCUCCAUCUGGUUUCACCCGACGCUCUAAGGCCGCCAAAAGCCCGGUGUGGUUGGUCAUCAGAGCCAAAAUGGCGGACUGUGUUCCUUGAGGUGCAAUGGGAGUGCAGCUGUUUGUCUUAAAACAGUGGAUCACUAACUACUGCUAACUUUUCUUUGCUACCGAUCUGAUGUUAAAUGUCCUAGAGUUGGUUUCCUGUAGCUUCCUAGAGUCUUUCCUUGUUCUUCUCCCAGAGUCGACUGGAUUCAGUCCAAUAAAUCUCCCUUUAAGUUAAUGCAGUGUGGAGAAAAGGAGCUCGUACCUCGUGUUCUCUGCUCCCAGUGGUCGGUCGUCUGAGCCAAAAUGGCGGACUGUGUUCCUUGAGGUAAACUUAAUUGGGCAACUCAACAGCAUCGGUUGCAUUCGAGUGCAGCUGUUUGUAUUAAACCAAUGGAUUAAUAUCUACUGCUGUUUCAGAACCAUAAAAAAUACUUUUUUUUUGCCACCGUGUUGAUGUGGUACCAAUAUGUGGAACACAACGAACUGUGAAGUCUUUCUCUCGCGCGAAUAGAGUUCUUGUUUUGAACUCAUUUCAACUUUGACGACCAAUGAGUUUACCUCAGUGAAAGUUCAUGGCUCCUACCACCAAAUUCACCACGAUACCAGUGGAGUUGGAGCAUCAGUUGAACCCAGACAGAGCGAUGACGCAUUCAUUAUUUAGAAUAUUUUAAACGUCUCACUUUAAAUUGGCCACUUGUGAUCGGAAACUGAAGGAUGUGUUUUUAUUUUCUUUUUUUUUUCCAGGUCUGAACAGGACCCAACACUUUACUUGAAGGUUAUUUUGUUUAACUGUGAUAAAUGUCUCUUAUCUUAGCUCACUUCAUUAAACCCCAAAUGUUCUAACGAGUGAAGAGCAGCCUGAUAAUUAAUCCAUUCAUUCAGUCACACUGAGCGGGUUUUUAAGUCGUGCCUCAUUAUCUGGUCAAAUCUUAACCAUAAGCUAAUUAUUCAUCUUAUUUUAAAGAAGAAAUCAUCACUAAUCUCCAUAAAAUGCUACCGAGGGCGUUUUUUCCUGCGCAGAAAGAAUAGAUUGUUUUUUCCCCCCUAGUCUAAUAUCUAUUUAUUUAUUUUCGUUAUUGUGUCUUGGUGUGAUUUAGUCUCCCGAUCUUUGACUGUCACUGUUAAAUGAAUAAAGGUUGGUUGAUUGAAA
Messenger RNA from Mugil cephalus (flathead mullet), 2528 nucleotides. It is a transcript of the gene gabarapl2, whose product is annotated as GABA(A) receptor-associated protein like 2. The record is from RefSeq and is a predicted model, not a curated record. The transcript is spliced from 4 exons. NCBI's taxonomy places the organism in Eukaryota, Metazoa, Chordata, Actinopteri, Mugiliformes, Mugilidae. Gene Ontology annotation, cellular component: autophagosome membrane; autophagosome; cytosol. The coding region runs from base 163 to 543 and encodes 126 amino acids. Gene Ontology annotation, biological process: autophagy of mitochondrion; macroautophagy; autophagosome assembly. Gene Ontology annotation, molecular function: ubiquitin protein ligase binding.